Clupea harengus (Atlantic herring) is the source of this 1794-nucleotide messenger RNA. RefSeq names its product slit homolog 2 protein-like (gene slit2). Gene Ontology annotation, biological process: retinal ganglion cell axon guidance; negative chemotaxis; negative regulation of cell growth. Lineage: Eukaryota; Metazoa; Chordata; Actinopteri; Clupeiformes; Clupeidae. Bases 1405 to 1794 code for a protein of 129 amino acids. The record is from RefSeq and is a predicted model, not a curated record. Gene Ontology annotation, molecular function: heparin binding; Roundabout binding; calcium ion binding. The transcript has 4 exons.
GAGGAGCUCUACAGUCCCAAAUCGCUGCGAAUUUGCCGUUAAACUUCGACCAAAACAGCGAAACCCAGUCAUGUUUAAAGACGGACUCAAUAGGCUACAGUGGGAGCAAUAAAUCUGAGUUAACGUCAGGAGAGCAGUUCUGGAAAGUUACUGCAGUUUUCUAAAGUCCCCUGUAACUUUCAAGGUUCGAAAGAAGAAUAAUUCAGUGGCCUUUAAGAAAAGUCAUGUCUGUCAUUUUCAGUGUGAAGCUUGGAAGAUGAUUGGGAACUCAUAUUUACGCGCUUUCACAAAGUAUAUAUUCAUUUUAUAUCGUCUUGUAUAGUUUUCUCCAAAACGCUAUCCGCCUCAUCUUUGGAGUAUUCAAAACGGAACGAAAGGGAUAACUGCCCCUUGGCGGCUGCACCUCUUAUCUGCGUUGAUUUGAAGACCGCGCUAGUUACUUUGUGUAAGCGAGGUUGCGGGUUGAUUACCAUAGAGGAGGAGCCCUGCUGUUCUACCCCUUCACCCCACUCGCCAUCAGGUGUUUGUCGGGAAAAGGUCCUCUACGGAAACGACAGAACGCUGUGACAGUCUGACGUGCCGACGGAGACAGGGCUCUACUUGUAUCGGGCGGAGAAGCCUCCACAGCGGACUUUUGCCUGAACAGACAGAGGGAGAAAGAAACGAGAGACAUAACUGAGAAGACGCCGGACGCCUGCAAACCUGUCCAGUCACGUCCACCACUUUAUUUCGGCUUUGAUCGAGACUUCUCUGCCUGGAGUUGGAUUUUAAAUGGUCUGGUCUUUCCGACUUGUCGGUGACAAGAUGAUGGAUGCGUGAGGUGGAAAUCAAUACCUCCCAUCGCCUAGUGACCUGCCAGCGCGUGCACAGAAAGCUCUUUGGACAAACGUACACCGACAGCUCUCUGCAACUCACGCGGUGAAGCAGAGAAAACCGCAACUGCUUUCUCACCUGAUGCCCCUGCGCUCACGCGUGCAAGUGUGAAUGUGUGCGUGAACGAAAAUCCAUUUCAGAAGUGUGUAUGCGCACGCGUUUGUGUAUAUAAAGGCUGUACAUAUUGGCUAUCGCAGGGAGAUGUUUAACUUUGUGUGACUGCCGCAGAGUGUGUGUUUGAGGUCUGCCCAGUCAAUGUGUCGCACUUACGUCGCCCCUACAAGUGACUUUUAUUUCUUGUCCUUGCUACAAAGACACUUGAGACCUUCAAGUCGAAGUGCACGCUAAGAAGUGUAAUUUUUCUGCUGUAUUAUAGGUGAAGAAAUACCAUUCCAAGGAGGCAGAGAAACCCGGGAAUAUUUCGAGAUUCAAGUGACCAUCACCUCAUUGUCUGGGUGGAAAUAAAACACAUUGGGGACACUCCUUUACAGUGAAGCAAAGUCGGAUACAGCGUAAUAAGUUACUGCAAUUAUGGUCAUAUUUAUACAGGCCGCUGCUUUGAGUUUGUUGGUGGCUUUUUUCGGCGCGGUGGAGUCGCAGCCAUGCCCGGCUCCGUGCUCUUGCACGGGGACCACGGUGGACUGCCAUGGGCAGGGGCUGCGCAGCGUGCCGCGGAACAUCCCCCGCAACACAGAACGACUGGAUUUGAAUGCAAACAACCUGACAAAAAUCACUAAAGCAGAUUUUGCUGGAUUGAGGCAUCUCAGAGUUUUGCAACUGAUGGAAAACAAAAUCAACGCUAUCGAGAGAGGAGCGUUUCAAGACCUCAAAGAGCUGGAGCGACUACGUCUGAACCGGAAUAACCUCGGAGUUUUCCCUGAGUUGCUGUUUCUGGGGACUGUGAAGCUCUACAGACUGUGA